CGCCUGCUACGGAAGAGAAGUCUGUGAGAGCUCCAUAACACAUCCCCAAAUAGUCUGCGUUAUACAUUUGGAAAGUGCAUCCAAUAUGUUGUGUAAUAGCAACAAUUUAGUUUAGUAAGAUAGGAAUUAACACAUGGAUUAAGCCACUGUCUAGUCGAGUAUUGUAAUGGAGUUGGUGUCGGUAGCGUGACGCUAGUUUUCAGCCUUCACAGCUGAAUAGUAGCUAGACAGAUCCUUUGUUUCGGAAUGAUCCAUAUCGAUAAUCCGACAUAGUUACCGUGACAAUUUUACCCAAAAUGGAUGAGUGAUUGCACGAGUUAAGGCUGUCAUUUCAGGCAAUUUGUCAUAUUUCGCAACGGAAAUAGGCUAGUUGCAUUCCGACCGUGAUAGACAAAUUUGGGACUGCUAAUAUUUACUAGCCAAACGAAGAAAAGGGUCUGGAGUGCGGUCAUGGGAAACUGCCUAAAAUCACCAACAUCAGACGAUAUUUCGUUGUUACACGAAUCCCAGUCUGACAGAGCUAGUUAUGGAGAUGGCACUGACCCGGAUUUAGAGCCUCCUCCACCUUAUGAGGAGCAGGCUCAUAUGCCUGUGUACCACCCCACACCCAGCCAGACGUGUCUGGCCACCCAGCUUACUGAAGAGGAGCAGAUCAGAAUUGCUCAGCGAAUAGGCCUCAUCCAGCAUCUACCCCGGGGAGUCUACGACGGGGGUCAGGAUGGCUCCGAGAAGAAAAUCAGAGAGUGCGUGAUCUGCAUGAUGGACUUUGUAUAUGGAGACCCGAUCCGGUUCUUGCCAUGCAUGCACAUCUACCACAUGGACUGCAUAGAUGACUGGCUGAUGCGCUCAUUCACUUGCCCCUCGUGCAUGGAGCCAGUGGACGCCGCUCUUCUCUCCACGUACGAGACCAACUGACCACAUGGACCACUCAACCAAUGAUGUUCUUUUAAUCGUCCUCCUCUUCCGCCCUCCUGCAAAAUCCCCUCGUCUCCCUGCUUGAGGGAAUACAGACAGUCUCCGUGUCUCUGUCCUGUCUCUCUGUCUCCCUCUCUCUCUGAAGAUUGGGGUUUGGGAGGUGGUAACAAACUCCAUGUCAUGCAACUGCCUGUACAGCUAACUGUAUUGGAAAUGACUUUGUGUGCUGUUGGGAUUGGUGGAUUGUGCUCUGGUUUUAAAGAGAGGGUGCCCCUUCAUACAUAUGUGUGGCCAGCUGGCGUGCAGUCCUGUGGUUUGCAUUAACAUUGAGGAUUUCUUGAUAAUAGCUCUUAAUUAUUAUUACAUACAGUAUGUUUUGCUUUGCUUCGUUUUUUUUUUUUUUUUUUUUUAAAUAAUAAUAUGAUCUGUCUGGCUAUAUCCAAAUGGCUUUGAAGUUAAAGUUAAGAUCUAGGUAGUCACAAUGUCUGAAUGACAUCAGAGGUGACGUUGGACUGUUCAUCAUCAUCGUCAUCAUUAUUAUGAUUAUUAUUAUUUGCUUGUUUCUUUGUUUGAUCCAAGCCAAGGACCAAAUGUCUUUUGAGCAAGUUUCCCGCCUAGAAAGCCCCAUCUGCAUUACUUUCUCACAGAAAGAUGCUGAUUGUCUCAUUUCCACUCAAGCAGCGGUGUGGAGAGAGGCAGUCAAGCAUGAUGUGCCUGCCGUAUUUCAUCAUCAAGCAAACGUGCAAUGUUGUAUAUUACUGAGACAAAAAAAAAAAGUAUCAAUUUGUAUUUCAGUUGCCCAGUCUCUCAGGCGUGAUGUCCUCAGAUCAUAACUCUCCUAGUCUUCAAACAUAUGUAGUGUGGAGUUGAUGUAACUCCUGGUGAAGUAAUCUUUUUCAGCCAGUUUAAAGGGCUCUUAAGUGAAUGGGGAACAGGAAAGAGUAGCCAACAGUUAGCAAGUGUAGUAGGAAUGCUUGCACACACAAUAUAUGAAUAUAUAUAUACGCAGGGUGGACCAAAAAGCAUUAACCACUUUUAAAUAAUUAUCCUUGACCAUUGUUGCUACCACAAUGGAGAAAAUAGAAAAUUAAAACUCAGUCUGUUGUCUUUAUCUCUGUGACCUAAUGGUUUGUAGUGAUUGAGGUGUUGGCAUAGCCAGUUUCAAUACAACCGUAAUAUGUAGGGGGAAUUAGUCAGUAUGACCUUUUUUGCAAGACUACACCUUCACCAAGAAACAAUGGAAGCUGUGUAGUUAAAUAGCUUAAGCACAUCCAUGUGUAACUCUGCCAAACUCUAGGUGUCCUUAGAAUGCAAGUUCCUGUAGUGGUGCCCUUCUGUAAGCUUUUUGUUUCAUUGGACUCUCCAUAACACGGUGGAACGAAAUUAACAGUUUUUGCUUUGAUAAUAAUAUUUUUUUCUGUUAUGUGUAUUCCAUGACCCUGCUGGCUUUACAGUGAACUGAAGUCACUGAAAAGAUAACAGAAAGAGUUUUAACUUGCAUAGGAAUUGUGGUAGCCUUAAAGGCUGAGGGGGGGAAGUAAUGGGGAAGAAAAUGGGCAUUUGUUUUUUCGGUCCAGCCUGCAUUGAUGUAUAUGUAUGCAGAUAUACGUAUGCACAAUCUGAUUUCAAUCAGGGACCAAGUUAGGAAGGGGAAGAACCCCCUUAAUUCUGAACAGCAUUUUUAAGCAGCUUCCGACGGCGCAUGCAUGGCAUUGCAUUUCGAAACUCUGGUGCAAAAGCACAUUUCGGGUUGUGGGCUGUAUUUAAUUGCAAAAAUGUUGUGUGGACAAAUUCUGGAUAGCCUAGAUGUGUUGGGUCCUGGAAUCUGGUUGAAAUCAGAUUGUGUAUGUAAAGAAAUUGCACUUUAUGUAAGUUAAUAAUGGGAAAUCAUAAAUUUAUGUACAGUAUAACCUUAACCUUGCACUAAUCUUUUUUCGUCACAUGGGUCACUACAAAUAAUUCUAUUAAUGCUAUGUUGAUCAGUAUUUAUGAGACAUACUGUUGGUGUACAUUUCCUUGUCUGGAAUUCCAGAUGCUGAAGUGUUAACAGUAAACAAUCUAUUUGGGUCACAUUAUCAUUCACUACACUACUGAAGGCCUUUCGUUGAAGUGUCCGUUUAUUUAAUGUCCGUUACUAAAUGUUUGUUUUACCUUUAUAUUCAAGUGUGUAGGGCAUCCUGUAGUACUGCACAGACCCUUUCUUUUGUGUACUUUUAGCUGUGGACAAAGUCAACCAGUGACAUUUAUGCCCUGUUCUUGCGAUCUUUUUUGUAUGAUCACCCAGUUCAAUGACAUGAAAUAUAAGACAACAUUAAAGCUGUUAAAAAUG
Messenger RNA from Engraulis encrasicolus (European anchovy), 3244 nucleotides. RefSeq names its product RING finger protein 11-like. The transcript has 3 exons. Gene Ontology annotation, biological process: ubiquitin-dependent protein catabolic process. The coding region runs from base 451 to 915 and encodes 154 amino acids. Lineage: Eukaryota; Metazoa; Chordata; Actinopteri; Clupeiformes; Engraulidae. Gene Ontology annotation, molecular function: ubiquitin protein ligase activity. Gene Ontology annotation, cellular component: ubiquitin ligase complex. The record is from RefSeq and is a predicted model, not a curated record.